AUAAAUGUCAUAGGUGAAUUUCACGGCUGCCCUCGUUAACUGUUUUCCUAUAAAGUUCCAUAUUCGCGCGCCAAUCCAAUUUCGUCAGUCUUCAAUCUUCUCAGCUUCUGUGUAAAUAUCAGAUUCUAUUUGCUUUUCGCAAUUGGGUUUGACCAGAAUUCUGGUGUCAUUCAAGAAUGGACAAUGAAUCAGUGAUCGAGUUCUUGGGCUGCGUGCCUUUGCUGCAGAGGCUUCCCAGCUCUUCUCUCAAGAGGAUUGCCCAAGUUGUUACCGUCAAACACUAUGAUCGUGGAGAUUAUGUUGUCCGCGAAGGAGAACCUGGGGAUGGAGUUUAUUUCAUAUGGGAUGGAGAGGCUGAAGUCUCUGGCUCGGUUCAUACUGAAGAUGAAAAUCGUCCUGAAUUUCAGUUGAAACGUUAUGACUUUUUUGGUCAUGGUACUCUAUUAUCUGAUCAACAUGCAGAAGUGAUUGCCUUGUCAAAGCUUACCUGCUUGGUGCUUCCUCAUGAGCAUGGUAAUCUGCUGCAGACUAAAUCAAUCUGGAGUGCAGAUAAAGCAAUAGAAAAUUGUCCACUUGUGGAGCAUGUAUUACAUUUGGAUCCCAUCGAAGUGAACAUCUUUCGAGGGAUCACCUUACCUGAUGCUCCAAAAUUUGGGAAAGUAUUUGGAGGCCAGUUUAUUGGACAGGCACUUGCUGCAGCAACAAAAACAGUGGACUGUCUCAAGGUUGUUCAUAGUUUGCAUGCUUACUUCCUUCUUAUCGGAGAUUUGGAUAUCCCAAUUAUAUAUCAUGUUCACCGUGUACGUGAUGGGAAGAGCUUUGCUACUCGAAGGGUAGAUGCAAUUCAACAUGGAAAUGUGGUGUUUAUAUUGGUUGCUUCAUUUCAGAAAGAACAAGAAGGCUUUGACCACCAGGAAGCAGAAAUGCCUUCUGUUCCCGAUCCAGAUGUGCUUUUAUCAAUGGAAGAGUUACGAGAGAGGCGUCUAACUGAUCCCCGCCUUCCAAGGACUUACCGGAACAAGGUUGCGACAUCGACGUUUACGCCUUGGCCAAUAGAGAUUCGGUUUUGCGAGCCAAACACUAACACCAACCAAGACAGGUCUCCUCCAAGUUUGAAGUACUGGUUUAGAGCAAGAGGAAGACUUUCAGAUGACCAGGGUCUGCAUCGAUGUGUAGCUGCCUAUGCAUCGGAUCUUAUAUUUCUCAAUGUGAGUCUAAAUCCUCAUCGUGAAAGGGGUUUGAAGACAACGGCUAUUAGUCUGGACCAUUCGAUGUGGUUUCACAGACCUUUUAGAGCUGAUGAUUGGUUAUUGUUUGUUAGCCAAAGCCCUAACGCUUCUAAUGCACGUGGCUUUGUUUCCGGCCAGAUGUUUACCAGAGAUGGAAAGUUGGCUGUAUCCUUGACACAAGAGGGGCUAUUAAGGGGGGCCGCCAAAACUCCAAAAUCUGCUAUCAAGUCGAAGCUUUAAUGCAGUCCCACAUCUCCAGACGACGUACUUGUUUUUAUGUUAUGCAUGUCGACUCUCAAAUCGGGUUUUCUGACCAACAACAUUUCAAGGGACAUAACAGCGGAGCUGCAGGAAAAUGUCAAUUAAGGACUGCAUAUUUGAAGUACCAGACGUUGAAACACCUAGUCGAUCCUCUCACUCUUUUGCCUCGUAGCUCUGUACCGGUGUCUUUUAUUACUUGUGAAUUUACAGAAUAAACUUAUUAAUAAUAACUGGUUGUUCGUUCAGUAAAAAGUCUUCAAGAACCAUGCGAGGUUCUUUACAAUAAAAAGUGGCGUGCUAGAGUUCAGGCUCUGGAGACUGUUUGUUUCAGUACUAGUGUAUGGCAGUCCCGAAGGAGAUUUAUCUGUAAAGCAAGCAGAUUUUACAGCUUCCCUCAAGAAGCAGGAGCUUAACAGGCAAAGCUUUUUGUAGUUCCUGGUUUUGCAGAAGAUUCCAUUUACUUAGCUCCUAUCUUUGAGCAUACUUCUUUGUAGUUGUGUUCUACUUCUGCAUAGAGCAGCUCCGACUAGGCUGAUGGAGGGAGCUCAUUCUGUAAACUGCAUUAUUUUAUCGGCAAUGGAGGCUCUGUCUGUAUUUUCCAAGUAGCACAUUUGCCGCAGUUCUAAUAAAGAUGCUUGAAAUUUUUGUUCUUCUUA
Coffea eugenioides is the source of this 2146-nucleotide messenger RNA. RefSeq names its product acyl-coenzyme A thioesterase 8. Gene Ontology annotation, molecular function: fatty acyl-CoA hydrolase activity. NCBI's taxonomy places the organism in Eukaryota, Viridiplantae, Streptophyta, Magnoliopsida, Gentianales, Rubiaceae. The record is from RefSeq and is a predicted model, not a curated record. Gene Ontology annotation, biological process: acyl-CoA metabolic process; fatty acid catabolic process. The transcript has 17 exons. The coding region runs from base 177 to 1469 and encodes 430 amino acids.